Molecule: messenger RNA, 926 nt
Organism: Penaeus monodon (black tiger shrimp)
Lineage: Eukaryota; Metazoa; Arthropoda; Malacostraca; Decapoda; Penaeidae
Source: RefSeq, a predicted model, not a curated record
GCGGAGACACUGCCCCUCACAUUCGCUCAGUGGUUGUGGCCCUGCCCUCGUCUGCGUGUGGUUUUGGUGUGGUCCCAUCGCCGGAGGGCAUGGUGGGCUCUUACACGUCGCUGCCUCCGGGCGUGGCGGCCACAGUUCCGCGCCGGAUCCUCCUCAGGGACUCGUGGGUCAAGCACGCGGCCGGGCCCCCGGAGGAGGCGGCGGCGGAGGCCACGGAGCCCAACGCAGCCGAGCCUACGAGCUCUUCGCCGCCUUCCACGCCGCCCUCGACGCGCCCCUCACUGCUCGCCAGGGAAGGCCCCCGCGGUCCGCCGUUGGCAUCGCCGCCCUGCCUUUCGCCAGACCUCCCGCGCCCCUUCGAGCGGUUCCGCAGCGCAAGCACUCGCGAGUCGCGCUCGGUGCCGCGCCCCGCGUCCGUCGUGCUCACCACAUACAUCUCGACGGCCGCCAAGGACGAGUUCCAGGGCCUGUCCGGGAAGGUGUCGCGCACCAAGGCCUUCUUUGAGUCGUCGCCACUGCAGGUCAAGGGCUCGGCAGGCGAGGGGGAGGAGGCCGACCACCAGGAGACCGACCUCCCGCCCGACACCCUCGUCACCUACACCUUCAGGAACCCGCUUAGGGCAUCACCCAAACCGCGGCCGCUUCGGCGUUACCGUAACACGCUCAGUUCUUUUCCGCGCUGGGCCGACCUCGCCGACGCUUCUGCAGGAGGCGACAGCGACGUUUCCGCGCCGACAAGGAAGCCCGCCUACGACAGCGCACCCGAGGGCGAGGCCAGAGCACCGGAGGAAGUGACCAUCAAAAGGGUUCGGCCCGUGGUCUCGCGACGCCGUCACGGCACCAUCGUCGGCAUCCUGAAGAACGCCUCCCGCCCCCCCGCCGGCGACGCGGCCCACGCAGUAGCAGGCGAGGAGCGCGAAAUCGCC